This is a messenger RNA of Lagenorhynchus albirostris (white-beaked dolphin), 2355 nucleotides long. RefSeq names its product glutathione-disulfide reductase (gene GSR). The record is from RefSeq and is a predicted model, not a curated record. The transcript has 13 exons. Gene Ontology annotation, biological process: glutathione metabolic process; cellular response to oxidative stress; cell redox homeostasis. NCBI's taxonomy places the organism in Eukaryota, Metazoa, Chordata, Mammalia, Artiodactyla, Delphinidae. Gene Ontology annotation, cellular component: mitochondrion; cytosol. Gene Ontology annotation, molecular function: glutathione-disulfide reductase (NADPH) activity; flavin adenine dinucleotide binding; NADP binding. Bases 10 to 1569 code for a protein of 519 amino acids.
UCCGCGUGCAUGGCCCUGCCGGCCCGGACUCUGAGCGCGAGCGAGGGGCUCGGCUGGAGGCAGGCGGCGCGCACCUUCUCCGGCUACGCGUCACCUUGGGCCCGGGCUGCCUGCGCCUUCUCCCGCGCCAUGGCGUUUAGGCAGGGGCCGCAGUCUUCGUGUCCGCCACCCGCCGCAGGCGUCACGGCCUGCUACGACUACCUGGUGAUCGGGGGCGGCUCGGGCGGGUUGGCCAGCGCGCGCCGGGCGGCCGAGCUGGGCGCCCGGGCCGCCGUGGUGGAGAGCCACAAGCUGGGCGGCACUUGCGUGAAUGUUGGAUGUGUACCCAAAAAGGUAAUGUGGAACACAGCUGUCCACUCUGAAUUCAUGCAUGACCACGUUGAUUAUGGCUUUCAAAGCUGUGAGGGUAAAUUCAGCUGGCGGGUUAUAAAGGAAAAGCGGGAUGCCUACGUGAGCCGCCUAAACACCAUCUAUCAGAAUAAUCUAAUCAAGUCCCACAUAGAAAUCAUUCGCGGCCAUGCAGUAUUCACGGGUGAUGCCCAGCCCACAGUGGAGGUCAACGGGGAAAAGUACACCGCCCCUCACAUCCUGAUUGCCACAGGCGGCGUGCCCAUGCUUCCUCAGGAGAGCCAGAUCCCUGGUGCCAGCCUGGGAAUAACCAGUGAUGGGUUUUUUCAGCUGGAAGAGUUGCCUCGCCGCAGUGUCAUCGUUGGUGCUGGUUACAUUGCUGUGGAAAUAGCUGGGAUCCUUUCCGCCCUGGGUUCUAAGACAUCACUAAUCAUACGGCAUGAUAAGGUGCUCAGAAGUUUUGAUUCAAUAAUCAGUUCCAACUGCACUGAGGAGCUGGAGAACGCUGGCAUAGAGGUGCUGAAGUACUCGCAGGUCAAGGAAGUUAAAAAAACUUCUUCAGGUCUGGAACUCUGCAUGGUCACUUCAGUUCCUGGUAGGAAACCCACCUUGACCACCAUUCCAGAUGUUGACUGUCUACUCUGGGCCAUUGGACGGGACCCAAACUCCAGGGGCCUGAAUUUAAACAAACUGGGGAUUCAAACUGAUGACAAAGGUCAUAUCCUAGUAGAUGAAUUCCAGAAUACGAAUGUAAAAGGUGUCUACGCAGUUGGGGAUGUGUGUGGAAAAGCUCUCCUUACUCCAGUUGCAAUUGCUGCUGGCCGAAAACUUGCCCAUAGACUUUUUGAACGCAAAGAAGAUUCCAAGUUAGACUAUGACAACAUCCCUACGGUGGUCUUCAGCCACCCCCCUAUUGGGACAGUGGGACUCACAGAAGAUGAGGCCAUUUAUAAAUAUGGAAAAGAAAACGUGAAGAUUUAUUCCACCACCUUUACCCCAAUGUAUCAUGCAGUUACCAAAAGGAAAACAAAAUGUGUGAUGAAAAUGGUUUGUGCCAACAAAGAGGAAAAGGUGGUUGGGAUCCACAUGCAGGGAAUUGGAUGUGAUGAAAUGCUGCAGGGUUUUGCGGUCGCAGUAAAAAUGGGAGCAACAAAAUCCGACUUUGAUAACACUGUUGCCAUUCAUCCUACCUCUUCAGAAGAACUGGUCACCCUUCGUUGAGAACCCAGAGACUCGUAUGGCCAGCAGCUGGACCACUAGACCUUCAGAAAGGAGCCAAAUCUUCACGUUUACUUACCAUUCCCAUUGUAUGUAUUUCUUUAUUGUAAUCAGGAUCUUCCAGUAGUGGAAAUUUUCAGUAAACUUAUUUAUGUAAUUAGAAAUCUGUUUUGUUAUCCAGGAUUGAUUUUCAUUUGAUUACAUCUCUCAAUAAUUACUAUUUGUUUUAUUAAUAGCUCUGUGCUGGCUGUUUUUUGUUUUGUUUUAGCCUCAUCCUAAGUAUAAAACCAUAUGAAGUACAGUGAAAUUAAUGUACUUGAAUGAAUAUCACUUGCUAAUUUUUAUAGAGGAAGAUGACAGCUGCUCUUCACAUUUAAAUAACGCAAGUACAGAGUCAUUUUUUUUUUUUUUGAAGCCAGUACUGCGCUCUGCAUAUUACAAAGCUGCUGCAAGGAUGUGAGUUUUCUCUAAAAGCAUGUAACUUGAGAGGCCUGCCUCCUGUAUUUUAUUCUUUCUUUUGUUCUAAAUGAUUAAAAAUGGUUUGUGUUACUUUUAUGAGAUGAAGUUCAUCAAAUUUGGGAAAGAUUUGAGGAGGCUGGUUGCACAAGUGAGAGGGACAUUUUAGAAGUGAUCCGUGUUUUCAGAUGUACUUCAAAAGUCCUUUCCUCUGCUAAGAGUUCAUAGUUCGGUGAAUGAUUUCAGUUUUUGUAUGUAUUCUUGUCAUUUUAUUUUUUGAAAACUAUUUCCAAAAAUCUGAAAAUAAAAUUACAGUCUUUUCUUCUUAUAAAA